AUAUAAGCCCGUGUCCCCUGCCACACAGCCAUCAGUCGGCGCAGCGCAGCCCAGGCGAGCGGUUACCCCACUUUCACUUGACUUUGAGCUAGCAGCAAACUCGGCCAGAACGCAAUGGACCACGACAGACUGUACAGGCCCACCGUCACCUAUCAUCUGUUCCUGUACCGGGCCGAGCUGGCGCGUCGCAAUGCCCGCCAGCUGAGGCUGUCCCGCACCAAGAUCGAGAUCACCGACGAGCUCAUCUCGAAGACGGUCCGCAAUCUGAAGACCUGCAGCAUGGAUGACCUCAAGGCGGUCAAUCGAGAGCUGCUGUUCAAGCGGAAACUUCGCCACAAUGUCUCCAAAAUGAGCAAAGAGGCCAAGCGGCAGAGACAGCAGCAGCAGCACAGUCCACAGUCCGCGGGGCAACAUUAGAAAUAGAAGCCAUUCCAUCCACUCGAUUGAUUUAUUGUAUAUAUAUGUAUGUG
Molecule: messenger RNA, 470 nt
Organism: Drosophila pseudoobscura
Lineage: Eukaryota; Metazoa; Arthropoda; Insecta; Diptera; Drosophilidae
Exons: 1
Coding region: 115-417 (100 amino acids)
Source: RefSeq, a predicted model, not a curated record